AUGUCCUCCUCGUCGACGACCGCAUGCUCGCGGUCUCCGUCCCCCGUCCCCACCACUCCUGAUGCUUUUGACGCACGCAGUCCGGAGGAGCUUUCUUCCUGGUGCAAGUCGCUCCCCAGCACCGAGUUCCUCCUCAGCAGUGGACUGCAACUAGCCGCGGACCACGCGAUCCGCAAGACUGAAGAGCGGCCAUCCCUCAGUCUAGAGGAUCUGUUGCAGGCGCAUGCAUAUGAAGACGCAACUCCCGCCGCCCGCGACCUCUCUCCAGAAUCCAUGUUCUGUCCGGUAGUCAGCCCGUCAUCCCCCGCCCCAUCGGCCGAUUAUGCACCUGGCCAUCGUUCUUCUAUUUCCAGCUUAAAGCCCAUACCACCUCCCGCACCCAAAGCGUCAUGCUCAAAUCUUCCCAUCCUGUUUCCAAGUUUACCCGACAGCGGCACCAAGUCUCGUGUAGAGACUCAGAUUCGUCUCACCGUUGACCUCGCACACGCGAGCGCUUCAUCCGGGGAGCCGCUCAAGUACGACAAAGUGGGUAGUUGGAAAUGGUUGAGGCUCCCCAAAGGUACCACGACGAAGAAGCGGACAAGGAAGGAGGGCAAAGUCGACGCGCCUCUCGAGGAGUGUCUCUAUCUCACGGCCGAGAUAACGUGCGCUACGCCCCCUCAUACCCGGGUGACAGUCUGUUCGAGUUGCCAGACUCGCGAGGCGAAGAGAGUUGCGCGCAAAAUCGCUGCUCGUGUUAGGCCCACGCGCUCCGACUCCGAGUCGGCAGAAGAGCCGCGUGUCCUUCCCGGCCAGGGCAAGCAUGAAGACACAUCAAACAUCAUCCAGUUCAACUGUCCCGAGGUGCUCGACUUCUCGUCGGGUUCUGUUGUUCUUCCCCUGCGCAUCACAUGUUACUGCCGGCACCACCGCGAGAAAAUAGGCUUUAACCUACGCUUCUGGAUGCUGGACCACACCGGGCGGAUCGUCGGCACCGGGACCACUAAGCCAAUCAUGAUCACCGAUGACCACAAGAGCACCGGCGUCAACACGGCGAAGGCCAACACUGAGUUCGGCUCGAAGCUCGACUGGACCGUGUCUGGGAUGGAGCCUCAAGCAAGCGCCCCGAAGCGCAGGAAGGCCGGCGGGUCCGAGCGGGCCAAGAAGCGUGCAAAGCCGUACGACUCCAACAGCCGGCUUUCACGGCUCCAGCGACAGAGUAGCAGCGGAAGCCUGCAGUCUCCUUCAGAGAUGCCUUCGGCUUUCGCUACUCGAGCGUCGUCUCCUCAGCUGCACCUCCCCUCCCAAAUCAUCACCUCCGUCGUAUCCCCGUCCCCCUCCUCUUACAGUGUCGGCGAUCAGCCACAUUCCGCCUACCCGGAUGAACCUCAGCCCCUUCUUUCCCCUUCCUACGACCUCCACGAGCCGCUUGCGCACUCGCCAUACGCUGUCCAAAGCGUCCCACCGCCCCUUGCCCACCCCUACUAUGGGAACGAACAACCUCUUCAACCUACGCAAGGAAUGAUGCCGGACUCGCUCGACAGCUCGGCUUCCACUGCGGUCGCUAGUCCGCUUUUGUCGGCGUACGACUCGAACCCCUCCAUGGCGGAGAUUAUGCACUCCAACUUCAAUAUGGACGUCGUCAUGCCAGACCUCGAACCUCCCAUGCCGGCCUUCCAAGACCCUUCCACCUCAUCCUACGUACAAUCCCCUCCCGAGAUGGCGCAGCAGUCGGCGGUCGAGCCAAUGAACCUCGCGAUGUCACAUGCUCCCGCCCCCACCCUACCACUGCCAUAUAUGCUCUUCAAACACGAUCCGCCGCCGCCUGUCACACUCCCUCUGCCCCGCAUUCAUCGAUUGAUUCCUGCGGCCGGACCGACCUUCGGCGGUAUCGAGGUUACGGUUCUCGGUGCCAACUUCCAUAGCUCAAUGCCGUUGAACUGCGUUUUCGGUUCCACCGCGUCGACGUCGACACAGCGCUGGAGCGACAACACUCUCGUGUGUAUUCUACCGCCCAGCGUCGUCGCGGGUCAAGUGCAUGUAUGGUUCGAGGGUCUCCCGAAAGAGGAAGACGGCACUCCAGCGUGCCUGUUCACAUACACGGAUGAGACAGACAGGGCUCUCAUGGAGCUCGCGCUUCAAGUAGUUGGUUUGAAGAUGACUGGCAAGAUCGAAGAUGCCAGGAACAUUGCGAUGCGCAUCGUCGGGAACACUGGCGGUCCGGACCCCAACGCUAGCAUGCCCACAGAGAGCGCAGGAGGCGCGAUGCAGCUUUCGGCGCGUCUCCUGCUCGGCCGCGCCGGUGAAAGCAGAGACUUCGAGAAAACCCUCUUGGACUUCCUCGCUCUUCUCGACGUGCCUGUCGGUCCCGACACGAACUCAUCGGUCCUGUCCAAGCAGACCCCCAGUGGACAAUCGCUCCUUCACCUCGCCGUCCUUGCCAAGUUCCCGACGCUCACUCGCUUCCUGCUCUCGCGGCACAUCGAUAUCGAUGCUCGCGAUAACAACGGCUGCACGGCACUCUUCCUCGCCGCUCUCACCUCCUCUGCAGAGUGCGCACAUGUUUUGGUCGAGGCUGGCGCCGCGAUGGACGUUGUCAACGCCGCCGGAAAGACGCCCGCGGAGGUCGGUCCGGCCGGUUUCUUCGACUUCAUCACCUCCGAGAGCGAGCGCUCGUUCGGCGCGCCAGACUCUGACUCGGACGACGGGGCCUGGGCGGACAUCGACGAGCAAUCAGAGGACGACACCGAGCUGCGCAACGCACUGAGGCGCCGCCGCGUGCGCAGACCAUUCAGCCGGAGUACGCACCCACGCUCGACUCCCCAAACAUCGACGGCCCCUGAACGUGUCACGCCUGCGCCGCCCCCAACGGAAUGCAGCGUGGGCGACGCGCCCCUGCCAUCACCCCCAGCCCCCUCCCCGCCCGCCGAGAAAGCCGCGCCGCUCCCCAAGUCCGAGAAGGCUGCGUUGGGGGCCGUCGUGGACGAGAAGGAGGCCGCCGCUGCGGCCACGUUCACGGACACGCUCUACCGCACGCUCGCACAGCUGCAGCACCCGCAGGACAUGAUCGCGCAGAUGCAGAUGCAGAUCCCCGGCCUGCCGCUCCCCGCGCUCGGCCUACCGACGGCUGCGUGGGGUGCGCUCCCGCAGGUCGCGGCCGUGUUCCCCGUGCUUGUCGCGAUCCAGCAGCUCUGGGGGGCGCGCGCCGAGGAGAAGGGCAAAGGCGUUGAAGGCGAGGGCGAGGGCGAGGGCGAGGGCGCGCAGAUUCGGCAGGAUUGGAAGGCGUUCUGGGAGAAGUGGAUGUUGGCCGCGUCGCAGCAACAACAGGGGCGCCGCGAGCACGAGAACCCGCCGCCUGCGUACACCCCGCGACAUGACAACGCGGACUCGUUCCCUGCGGACACCAAGUGCCCUGAAGGGCCUAGCGCAGAGCCCCAGUCAAGCAUCGUCGAGGUCGACGCCCCCACUGUCGAGGUGGAGAAGAAGGAGCAGCGCGAGAAGGCGGUCGCGCCCCGGCAGGCGAGGUACGCUGCCGCUGCAGUGCCCGAGGAAGAAAUGCAGCUGUAUGGAUACAGGAAGCCUGCCCGUCGGGCACAGAAGAAACAUGACCGGAUGUUGGUCCUCUUCUGGAUCCCCAUUCUUAUCGUCGGAUUCGGGUGGGCGUGUCUGCACGCGCUCCGCAUCGCGCUCCACGCCACGAAGACGAUCGUAACCUUGAAGGUCUCCACCGGACUCCACGCGUGA
Messenger RNA from Epithele typhae, 3723 nucleotides. RefSeq lists its product as uncharacterized. The transcript has 8 exons. Lineage: Eukaryota; Fungi; Basidiomycota; Agaricomycetes; Polyporales; Epitheliaceae. Gene Ontology annotation, cellular component: nucleus. Gene Ontology annotation, biological process: regulation of transcription by RNA polymerase II. Bases 1 to 3723 code for a protein of 1240 amino acids. Gene Ontology annotation, molecular function: double-stranded DNA binding; transcription coregulator activity; protein binding. The record is from RefSeq and is a predicted model, not a curated record.